AUGCGGAUGGUGCAAUGGAACGAAUAUCCUGAGGAGAUGAUCCUGUUCUCGAGAGGACACACUGAGCUACCCAAAACAAGCAGCUUAUACCAGUUAACGCCGAUGCUGGACGAGAACGGAGUUCUACGAGUCGAAGGAAGAAUUGGAGCGGCACCGCAUGCAUCGUUCGAUGCCAGAUUCCCGGUGAUCCUCCCGAGAAAGCACCCGGUGACAAAGCUAGUGGUAGAUGAUUUCCAUCGAGCCUUUCGCCACGGAAAUUCCGAAACGGUAGUGAACGAAGUCCGACAGUACUACAACAUUUCCCGAUUGAGGACGGUGGUGAAGCAAGUUUCAGCAACGUGCCAGUGGUGCAAGGUGAAGAAGACGUAUCCCACGGUUCCACGAAUGGCGCCGUUGCCGGUGGCUCGUUUGUCGUCGUUCACUCGACCAUUCACCUACACCGGCAUCGAUUUCUUCGGGCCGUUAUUAGUGAAAGUAGGGAGGAGUGCUGCUAAACGCUGGAUCUGCCUAUUCACUUGUCUCACUACACGCGCCGUUCAUGUCGAGGUUGCUCACAGCCUUUCUACACCGUCGUGCAUCAAGUGCAUACGCCGUUUUGUCUGCCGCCGAAGGGCGCCGGCAGAAAUCUAUACCGAUAAUGGUAUCAACUUCAAAGGUGCCGAACGUCUGCUGCGGGAGGAGCUCGAGUGUAUACACAGCGAAUUGGCAGCGACGUUCACUAAUACAGAUACGAAGUGGAAUUUCAUUCCGCCAGGAGCACCUCACAUGGGCGGAGCAUGGGAAAGGAUGGUACGGUCGAUUAAGUCGGCUAUGGAGGCAGCUUACAACAACGAUCGGAAACUGGACGACGAGGGACUAGGAACACUAGUAGUCGAAGCCGAGGGCAUUGUUAACAGCCGUCCGCUUACCUACUUGCCCCUAGACGCUGCCGAAGGGGAAGCUCUGACGCCAAAUCACUUCCUCCUAGGAAACUCAACGGGUGUUCGCCAGCCUGCAGUAACGUUCAGUGACGCGGCUUCCGCAGUUAAGACUUCCUGGAAUCUAAUACAAUAUCAACUGGACGUGUUCUGGAAGCGUUGGAUUCGGGAAUAUCUCCCGAUGCUGACCAAACGGAUGAAGUGGUUUGGAGAAGUAACGCCUGUUGCUGUUGGGGAUCUAGUCCUUGUAGUGGACGACGCCCGUAGGAACGGAUGGAUUCGAGGAAGGAUCAAGGAUGUCGUGGCUUCGGAAGACGGACGAGUUCGGCAAGCUAUAGUUCAGACUGCGAGGGGGAUGUUACGUAGACCGGUGUCGAAGUUGGCCGUGUUGGAGGUUGAGUCUGGUGGUAAAACUGGAACCGGUGGCCAGUGUUACGGGGGGGAGGAUGUUGCUGCCAGCACUGCCCCGCGGUGUAACCGCAACCGAACGACAUCACCGCUUCAACUGGCGAACGGUGUUACCAAGACUUAA
Molecule: messenger RNA, 1449 nt
Organism: Ochlerotatus camptorhynchus
Lineage: Eukaryota; Metazoa; Arthropoda; Insecta; Diptera; Culicidae
Exons: 1
Coding region: 1-1449 (482 amino acids)
Biological process (GO): DNA integration
Molecular function (GO): nucleic acid binding
Source: RefSeq, a predicted model, not a curated record